Encephalitozoon intestinalis ATCC 50506 is the source of this 615-nucleotide messenger RNA. RefSeq names its product 60S ribosomal protein L15. NCBI's taxonomy places the organism in Eukaryota, Fungi, Microsporidia, Unikaryonidae. Gene Ontology annotation, molecular function: structural constituent of ribosome; RNA binding. Gene Ontology annotation, biological process: cytoplasmic translation. Bases 1 to 615 code for a protein of 204 amino acids. The transcript has a single exon. The record is from RefSeq and is a predicted model, not a curated record. Gene Ontology annotation, cellular component: ribosome; cytosolic large ribosomal subunit.
AUGGGAGCUAUCAACUACCUCAGGGAGAUCCACAGGCGCAAGCAGUCUGACGUGAUGAGAUAUCUGCUAAGGAUUCGAGUGUGUGAGUAUAGGCAGAGAGGAGAGUGCUUCCGGGUUGAGAAGCCGACAUUUUUGGAAAGGGCCAGAACCCUUGGAUACAAAGCAAAGCAAGGAUAUGUGCUGUACAUUGCACGGGUGAAGAAAGGGAAUAUGAAGAGGAAUUACCAUAACGGUAACACACGAGGAAAAUGCGUGAAUGCAGGAAUCAACCAGAUCAAGCCAUCGCUUCGGAAGCAGGCGACAGCAGAGAUGGUAGCAGGGAAGAAGUGCUCGAACCUUGGGGUGCUGAACUCCUACUGGGUGGGGCAGGAUGCAGCCUACAAGUACUAUGAGGUGAUAAUGGUCGACCGACAUCACCAGGCCAUAAGAAAUGACAUUAAGAUAAACUGGAUAUGCAAGAACACGAUGAAGCACAGAGAGUGCAGGGGCCUUACGUCUGCGUCUCGGAAGAGCAGAGGACUUGGAAAGGGAAUCCGAUUCAACAAGUCGAAGGGAGGGUCCAUCCGAUCCUGCUGGAGAAGAAGAAAUACGUUGGUUCUUCAGAAGUACCGCUGA